AUGUCGAUCGCCAGACUGACAACCCAGAAUGUUCAGACCCCUUCGGUCAGGUGUCCAAAGGCUAUAUUGUUCUUGACGCUCGAACUUUCUCGGCGGCGCUUCGGCGAGAAGAUACUCAAGAAUCCAAAGUUGGCUGCUACCGACAACGAAGAGGACAGACGCUCGUUUCAAGCGAACGUCAGUCUCGAAGGAUAUCCGGACCACGUCCCUCUGGGGUCCCAUGUGCUCUGCGUCGUGAUGGAGCGGUUUCACAAUCAUGCCAACGGGAACCGUGGUGCGGACCUUGUGCUACAGUCGGAAAGGAGAGACGAACUGUCAGUGGAUCACUGGUACAGAAUCGUCAAGAAUCUAUAG
Molecule: messenger RNA, 354 nt
Organism: Rhinocladiella mackenziei CBS 650.93
Lineage: Eukaryota; Fungi; Ascomycota; Eurotiomycetes; Chaetothyriales; Herpotrichiellaceae
Exons: 2
Coding region: 1-354 (117 amino acids)
Source: RefSeq, a predicted model, not a curated record